Messenger RNA from Cooperia oncophora, 378 nucleotides. Lineage: Eukaryota; Metazoa; Nematoda; Chromadorea; Rhabditida; Trichostrongylidae. The record is from the annotation of a GenBank genome assembly.
AUGAGCCAGAAAAUCUUGCGGUAUAUCCACGUGACCGGCGGUGCAUGUUGGAAAGUCAAGGGUAUUCUGGAAAUAACCCCGAGAGAAGCGGUUUUGAAUUUCGGCGAUUUCGCUGACGACGAAAAUCAGAUGUUCCUCUGGCAUGGCACGAAGGCCGUGAAUUUAAUAAGUAUUCUGAAGGAUGGCUUCCUUGUGAAUCCGCGCAACACUUCUAUUACGGGUAGACUCUUUGGAGAUGUGAGUUCUUACCAAACAAAACGAUCACAAUGUUUUACCGUACGAAGAGCCUUCUUGGAACCUUUGAGGACUGUCUUUAGUACAGCAAAAGGGUCUGUUUCGCUUGAGGGAGGGAGCUCGUAUUUGUUCUUAUUCAUCUGA